Condylostylus longicornis is the source of this 1058-nucleotide messenger RNA. Its product is annotated as transcriptional repressor NF-X1 homolog. Lineage: Eukaryota; Metazoa; Arthropoda; Insecta; Diptera; Dolichopodidae. The transcript is spliced from 3 exons. Bases 453 to 1058 code for a protein of 201 amino acids. The record is from RefSeq and is a predicted model, not a curated record.
UCGUGUUGUUUUGAUUGGUAUUUGAACGGAAAAGUUAGUGUUUUUUUUUAUAUAAUUAUUUUAUAUUUUAAAAUAAAUCCGAAUAUUUAAAAUAUUGUUUUCAAAAUCUCAAAAUAAUAUAAAAAAAAUAUUUUGAUUAAAAACUAAAAAAUAUUUAGUCUAUAAUAUUAAUGAAAAAAAUUUGUUGUUUUUAGAUAUCGAAUUUCUUUUUAUUUAUAUUUGUGUUUCCACAUAAAUUCAUAACACGAUAUAAUACAAGGUAUUAUAUUUACAUAAACAUUGUAUAAUUUUAUAUAUAUGUACAUGCAUAUAUAUGUACAUAUAAGGCUAUAGUGUUAUUUGUUUAUAUUUAAAUUUUUAAAAUAAUUUGACUCGUGACAUCAUUGGUAAUUAAACGAAAAGUUGAAUAUAAUUUAAAAAAAAGGAAAAAAAAAAUAAUUUUUUUUUUCAAAAUGAAUCAAAAAUUGUUAAAGGUAACAAUGUCAACUAGUCGAACUCUUGUAUCAUUCGCAAAAUAUCAUACAAAUAAUUUGAAAUUAUUAUUCAAUAAUAGUAAUAAUAAUAGUAAGAUGACAACAACCUUAGAUUAUUUUAAUGCCAACAACAACAAUAAUAAUAAUAAAAAUAUUAGCAUACCAUCAAUUACAAGCAAAAUAGCUACAGCAGUGAAGGAAAAAUCAUUAACAACAAUAACACCUUCAAGGCAAUUCAGUAAAAUAAAUGUUGACAAAAUUAUGAACAAUUUUAAUAGGAUUAAUCAAAGGAAUUUCUAUACAGCAGCCACUGUUCCAACUUUAUCAAAAUUUAAUGCAGCUGUAAGAGAUCCACAUCAUACUGCUUCAUUAGGACCAACAACACCAUUAAAUGAAGAUAGAGCAUAUGAAUUAGUUUUAGCUCUAAAUGAUGCUGAACGUUUAGCUGUUAAAAAAGCACUUGAUAAAUAUGAUGCAAUGAGAAUUAAACAGGGUUUUGAAGGUUUCCAAAAGGCUGGUGGGAGUGCUAAUGGUCCUAAUGUUUGGACUCCAGAUUAUAUGCAAUGUGUUAGUCAAGUUGAAUAA